CGCCUUACGCCUUCCCCUCGACCUCACCUCCGCCUCCUCGCGCCGAGCCCGCCCGUCAUGUCGGCCCUCCUCCGCACCUACUCGCGCAACUUCGAGCGCCGUCCCUACAUCACCCUUUGCGUCGCCAACGGCCUCCUCAUGUCGAUCGGCGACGUGAGCGCCCAGAUCAUCGGCCUCUCGACUGGCGCCUCGUUGGUGUUUGACAUCGAGCGCACGAUGCGGUACGCCGUGUUCGGCGCGUCGAUGGGCCCGCUCGGCGGCGCGUGGAACAAGUUCCUCGAGGUCAACUUCCCGCUGCGCCGGGCCAUCCCGGGCCAGCCGGCCACGAUGGCCAAGGUCAAGGUCGAGAACCCGAUACCGGGCCUCGAGAAGGAGCUGCCCAAGGGCGCGCGGUUCGAGCGAGGCGGCCCGGGGUUCGCGGGCGCAGGUGCGGCAGGAGCCAACGCGGCGGGCGAGACGCCGGUCAGCGUCGUGCAGCUCGCCAAGCGUGUCGCGGCGGAUCAGCUCGGCCUUGCGCCGGUCUCGCUCUUCAUCUUCCUCUUCUCGAUGAGCCUCCUCGAGGGCCUCGACAGCGAGGAGACGCGCGAGAAGAUCCGCACCAACUACUGGCCGAUUCUCCUCGUCAAUUGGCAGGUGUGGCCGUUGCUCCAGACCCUCAACUUUCGCUACAUCCCCUUGAGGUACCGCGUCCCCGUCGGCAGCAUCGCCGGCAUCGCGUGGACGUGCUUCCUGAGCUGGAAAACGGCCAAGACGGCGUGAGGUGGAUCGAGUUUCACCAGGGCGAGGCGACGACGGUGCAACGGCGGGCCUGCACAGCGCUUCGGCGUUCCGCUCCUCCCUCCCCCCUCCUUCGUCCUCGCCUUCGUCCGUCCUUGCCCUCCCUCUUUGCCAUAUAGACCUCGCCUCGCCGCGUGCACUACAUCCUCAUCUGUGAAUUCCUUCG
Rhodotorula graminis WP1 is the source of this 943-nucleotide messenger RNA. RefSeq lists its product as uncharacterized. Bases 58 to 759 code for a protein of 233 amino acids. The transcript has 6 exons. Gene Ontology annotation, cellular component: cytoplasm; membrane. NCBI's taxonomy places the organism in Eukaryota, Fungi, Basidiomycota, Microbotryomycetes, Sporidiobolales, Sporidiobolaceae. The record is from RefSeq and is a predicted model, not a curated record.